Messenger RNA from Blepharisma stoltei, 1285 nucleotides. The record is from the annotation of a GenBank genome assembly. Lineage: Eukaryota; Ciliophora; Heterotrichea; Heterotrichida; Blepharismidae.
AUGAACCCCACCCCUCACCCAAAAAUCCAAAAAAUUCGUGACUACCAAGAGAAAAACCGCAUUAUUUUGAUAGGUUUAGUCACAGUCACAAUUAUUUUAGUCACAGAUCUUUUGUAUCUUGCGCCUAAGAAAGGGUCGAUGUUUGGGACAAACUUUAUGGCACCGUUAACUUUAGCUUGUGUAGUCAUGACUGGGGCUAUGACUAUAAAAUACAUAAACAGCGACUUAGAAGCCAAUAAAGCAAUAAAUUCAAUAAACUACGCACAAAUUCACUAUGAAAAUAAAGAAAUCAUAGAAAAUCAAGAGCAGGUUAUUAUAAGUCAUUCACAGGUCGUAGAGGAAUGAAUGAAAAAGAAAGGGAUUGAUAUGAAAAUCAGACAGUGGAUUAUGAAUGUCAGACAAUGGUACUCAAAAGAGCUGAUUCCUUAUAUACUGAAUUCUAAUGUGGAAAAUAUCAUGCAAUUGAAUAAAUUAUUAAAAGAAUUCACCAAAAAAUGCGAAAAACACUGGAUUUAUGAAGGGUCUUUUGAUGAUAUAAAAGGCUUUGAACUUACACAUGACGAAAAAACUGUCUAUAAAAGGGUCAGUAUAAGGGAUAUUCAGGACUUGAUAAAAGACCUGAAAUUCAAUUAUACACUGGAUUUAGAGCUUUCGAAAAAGGAGUCAGCAAUCCCAGGUGACUCCAGCAAAGAAGAAGCUUUAAAAAGACUCCAGCUUGCUGACAUAGUCCGCCAACGGCUACUUUUAGACAAUUUUUUUGAAAUUCCAACCUUUAACUGUCGGAAUUUCGUAAUUUCUCGGCUUUAUACCUUGUCAAGCACUUUAUCUCUAAAAGACUACCAAGCUUCCCCAGCAGUUUCUGACAACUCGUGGACCUCCCGCAAGCCAAGCGACCCUCAAAUCCUUUCCCACCUUUUCUUCCGCCUCUUAAACAACCUUAACAACCCUACAGUUGACCCUAAUUUUAAUAUGUUUUCUGAAAUAGUGACUGAAGCUCCCCCUAGCUCAAUGCACAUCUCCAAAGUCCUUUUUUACCAAACCUCACGAAUCCCUACCUUUGAAAUCUUAUCAGGGAGUGAAAUUUGAACCCCUCACAAAGACUCAGACAACCUUUUCAGCGCAAUAGCACUUUUCUUAUAUCAUGUACAGCAAAAAAAUAAUGGUUAUUUCUAUAGUAUGGACUGUAGAGACUUCUUUAAGUUAAUAUACAUUUUUUUAUAAAUUAAGCUGAAAUCUCUAUAAGUUUAUCAAUUAUUUUUAUAUAUAUUUUUUUAGUAUAUAUUAA